Messenger RNA from Trifolium pratense (red clover), 1154 nucleotides. Its product is annotated as membrane-anchored ubiquitin-fold protein 4-like. The transcript is spliced from 5 exons. Bases 581 to 940 code for a protein of 119 amino acids. The record is from RefSeq and is a predicted model, not a curated record. Gene Ontology annotation, molecular function: protein binding. Lineage: Eukaryota; Viridiplantae; Streptophyta; Magnoliopsida; Fabales; Fabaceae.
AAUCAUGAUUGGCAGUUGGCACAAUAUUUCUUAAUCAACCGACCCCCUUCCACACCAAACGAAAACGCAACACGCAAAGAAUCACACAAGCAAAGCAAGCAUUGGAUGGGUUUAUCCGUUGUAGGCUUGUUGUAGACCCGGUUGCAGAGAAUAAAAAUAGUAGUAUUUCGUACUGUUAGAUCUCUUCUCUCUCUCUCUCUCUCUCUGAACUUCAGAUAUAAUAAAGAGAGAAAAAAGAAAGAAAAAAAACGCGGUGAACAAAACGAACACACGCCACGCUCAGAUCUCUACCUCUUCAAUUCACUAUCACUUCUAACUGAAUCUCCAUUAAUGGCUUCUUGACCAGUGAUAUCUAGAGUAACGAUCGUUUGGAGAAGCAAUUGGAUCAUAUGAGGUGUUCACUUGGUUGGAUUGCUUCACCAGCUUUCAAUUCAGAUGUUCAAUUUUUGCAAGCUUCUUGUAAUAAGGAAAUUUCCCUCAGACUUAUUAUACAGGUGAGCAAGGUGAAACCGUAUCCUUUGAUCCGAGGAAGUAGUGUUUUGCAGUUUCCCAAGCUUAUUAGAGGUGGACAUCGGUUAUCAUGGCAGAAGGAGAAGAGCGUAUUGAGCUUAAAUUCCGCAUUUAUGAUGGAACGGAUAUAGCACAUGAUACUUAUCCAGUAUCUACUACAACAGUGGGUGCCCUUAAGCAAAAGCUAAUUGCUGAGUGGCCUCAAGGCAAAAAUGUUGUACCAAAGUCAGUCAAUGAUGUAAAACUUAUACACGCCGGUAAAGUUUUGGAAAACACCAAAACGCUUGCUGAUUCCAACAUAACUUUCAGUGACAUCCCUGGUGCUAUUACCAUGCAUGUUGUAGUACAGCCUGCUAUAGCUAAAAAAAAGACAGAAAAGGAGAACAAGCAAAAGAUUAAUUCGUGCUCAUGCUCAUGCACUAUCCUAUAGAUUAGAAAGCAUGCCUCGUGGUUACCAUUGAAGAUAAGGUUGCAAUUUUUCUAUUUUUAACUCUGGAGGAUGAUGGGUAGGCGGGGCUCUAUCCAAUGGUAUUGUGUUUAGACAUGUUUGGCUUUGUUAAAUCUUAGUUGCUUGCUUCUAUUAAUGUCCAAUAUUCAUUUCUAGUUUGUCUUCAAAGUGAAAUCAGAUAUCAACAUUGUUAAAA